Molecule: messenger RNA, 1307 nt
Organism: Trametes versicolor FP-101664 SS1
Lineage: Eukaryota; Fungi; Basidiomycota; Agaricomycetes; Polyporales; Polyporaceae
Product: DnaJ-domain-containing protein
Exons: 5
Coding region: 83-1204 (373 amino acids)
Biological process (GO): spliceosomal complex disassembly
Cellular component (GO): spliceosomal complex
Source: RefSeq, a predicted model, not a curated record
GACCGUCUCCACUUCCGCCGCCUGCUGCCAUACUUCCAGUCGGCCUUUCUGCUUGUUCCUGUAAGACAUCUGCGUGCGCAAGAUGUCUGCCCCUGAGGAGGAUGUCAAUCCAUACGAACUUCUGGAGUUGUCGAUUGAGGCGUCGGAACAAGAAAUCCGGACGGCAUAUCGACAAAGGUCCUUGAAAGUCCAUCCAGACAGGAACCGAGGUAAUCCAGACGCAGCUCGCAAGUUCCAUGAAUUGUAUCAAGCGCAAGAGCUCCUGCUUGACCCGCUCCGGCGGAUGGCUUUGGACGCCAAGUUGCGCCUCAAAGAAGCCCGAAAGGCACGGUUCUCCCAAUAUGACAAUAAGAGAAAGAACUUGGUUGAAGAACUGGAGGAGCGGGAGAGGGCGUUCAAGAAGGCACGAACGGAAACUGAGGCUCAGAAGAAGGAACGGUGGAGAGAGAACGAGCGUAUCAUGGAGGAAGGCAGGCGUCUGCGGGAAGACCGAGAGAAAGAGCUGCAGAAGAAGGAACGUGAGCGCGAGGAGCUUGGGCAGAGCGCUCGCUCAGAGCUGGAACCUCCGUCAUUAGGUCCACUCGACACCACGAUCCGCGUCAAGUACACCCUCACCUCCCAUCCAUCACUCACUUCUGCGGCAAGUAUCAGCGCUCUCCUCACGCCUUUUGGCGCACUCGACGAGUCGUCCAUUGUUCUCUCGUUGAAACCUGCACCACCCAAGAAACCAAAACGUGGCACAGCUCUCGUGCCGUUCAAGCAAAUCGUGGGCGCAUUCGGUGCGGUCGGUGCGAGUGGACGCGCGGAGAAUGGUCUAGCCGAUAUUGAGGUUGAUUGGGCGGAGGGAAAGGAACCCGAGCUGAUAGGAUGGCUGAAGAAGAUGGGGAAGUUGGGCGGUGGGUCGUCUGGAAGUUCUAACCAGCCACCGACGGCCAAUAGUGGAACGAAAGCGGCUACCGCCCAGACGCCGCUGUCAUCUGACUACAAGGCGACAAAUUCACCACAUACUCAGGCUCCUUCAACAUCAGCUUUCGCCUCGUUCCCGUCUACCUUCCCGGACUUCAACGUCAUCCCUCAGGCGCCGACCGCGUCUACAGAUGUCCCAGGGAUAGAUUAUGAGUCAAUGACGCUGCUGCGCAUGCGUCAGGCAGAGCGGGAACGGAUCGAACGCGAGAUACGAGAGCAAGAAGCUCAAGAGGGAUAAUCGUGUUUGGUGAGGAGCCACCCACGAUCGGGUUCACGCCGCAUUGUUGUAUAAUCUUUACGAGAGCAUCAAAGCUCACUUUUUAUGUUCACCCAGAAGCAGC